ACGAGAAUGGCGGCGGUAAGCAAGAACGAGGCGAAGCGCUUGCUGAAGAAGCGGGAGCGGGCGGAGAAGAAGGCCAAGGGCGUCGCGGAUGGAACAUGGACAAAUCCACGUAAAAGGCGCAACCAACGGGCCUUUCAUUGCGAGACACGGGACACUAUCGACGACAUGAUCCACGAAACAGCGUCGGAAACGAGACCUGACGGGUUUCGGUAUGUCGCUCCAUACAAGCACACGUUCCAGGUCCACGUGAAGGCGCGGUGGUUUGGCAAAGCACUCUUGCAGAUGUUCGUCGAAGAGUUUGGUGGGUACAGCGCCGAUUACUACGCCGCCGCGAUUCGACAUGGCUUCAUCACGCUCAAUGGCCAACUCACGUCUGCGUCGACGCUGGUGAAAGACGGCGACUUGCUUGAGCACGUGACCCACCGCCAUGAACCGCGUGUUCAAGCAUUUAAUGCUGCAUCCAUGGUGGCGUACGAGUCGGACGAGAUGGUGAUUGUGAACAAACCAUCGACGAUUCCUGUCCAUCCAUGUGGCGCGUACAGACACAACAGCAUCGUGUUCAUCCUGGCCAAAGACGCGAACCUCUACCCCGUCUUUCCUGUCCAUCGGUUGGAUCGGCUCACGUCCGGGCUUUUGGUCCUGGCCAAGUCGGCCGAAGUGGCUGCCGACCUGUCGACGCAGCUCAUCGACCGCUCCGUCCAAAAAUACUACUUCGCCAAAGUCCUCGGGGUGUUUCCAGCCGUCGAAGACAACGACGGCGCCACCACCAACGAGUCAACUUCGACCCACCUGUCGGCCUCUGUCGCCUUUCCCGACCUUCCACGCACGUGGUUACCUCUGCCCUUUGCAAGUGAAUCGCUCCAUGGAUGUGGUUGUGUUGGCAAUGCAGCGCACUGCACGGUGACGACGACGCGGCUGGACGGCCACGGCUACUUUCACGUGUCGGCGCCGCUCGGCCGCAUCGCGGACUUGGAGAACCGCCAUGGAAUUGUUCCCGAUGGCAAAGCUAGUGAGACACUCGUGCGAUGCGUCGGUCGAACGAGUGACGGCCACAGCAUCCUUCACUGCCUGCCGCUCACUGGCCGCCAGCACCAGAUACGCGUGCACCUUCAAGCGCUGCGCUUUCCCAUCGCAAACGAUCCCUUGUAUGGGCCCAAGGCGUUUGUGGCCGCAACAAUCGUCGACCCUGCGGCACAAACACCACGUUUGAAGCCGCAAGUGCCGUCGGUGUCACACGAAGCAGACAAGAUGGCAAAGAUCACCAUGGAAAGUAUUUGCGACGCAUGCCAAAUCGGCGAACACAUAACGUUCAAUUGGGAGCAGCGCCACUGCCAAGGCAUUUACCUCCACGCGUUUCGAUACAAGGGGGCGACGUGGGAUUUCUCGGUUCCACCACCAUCGUGGGCAUCCUAGCCCGGCCAACGACCGCCCGAGACGUGUCUGGUCAAGGAGACUGAGCGCGCGCUGCUUGCGAGGGGUGGCUCCAGUGCUCCAUGUGCUGGUUUUCUAGCGUGAGAUGCUCUACCUAGUCGACCACGGCACGGAGAGAGUCGUUCAAGACUGCGAUAAAGACCACCGACAACGAAUGCCGUGCACUUGGUUGUGUUUGGAUGAUGCAGCAGAGACAGUCGUACGACAACUUAGAUGGAUCAUCACUCGUUUUGUGGA
Molecule: messenger RNA, 1668 nt
Organism: Aphanomyces invadans
Lineage: Eukaryota; Oomycota; Saprolegniomycetes; Saprolegniales; Verrucalvaceae
Exons: 6
Coding region: 7-1413 (468 amino acids)
Biological process (GO): pseudouridine synthesis
Molecular function (GO): RNA binding; pseudouridine synthase activity
Source: RefSeq, a predicted model, not a curated record